CUUGCAUCCAGACUAAGGACGCACAACACUGUCAUUGCAGGGAUGAUGAGGUGUUAGUAGACAUAAAGAAGCAUGGACGCAGAGCUGACACGAAACAGCACUUUCAUCGUCGAUGACCUACAUCCCUGCUAUGAAUCAACUAAUACAAGCUAUGUUUUUGCAAGUGACCCUUCCCUAACUUGUGUUUUGGUGUAUAUAUUCCUUGGCUUGUUAUCUGUCGCCACAAUAUGUGGAAACCUACUAGUUAUCAUAUCCAUCAUUUACUUCAAACAGCUGCACACUCCUACUAACUACCUCAUCCUCUCCCUGGCCGUGGCCGACCUGCUCGUUGGCGUCCUCGUCUUUCCUUUCAGCAUGGCAUUCACUGUCACCUCAUGUCUGUUUCACCAGGACUUUAUGUGCCAAAUCCGUGACAGCUUUGAUGUAUCACUGUGCACUGCUUCUAUUCUACACUUGUGUUGCAUUUCUAUAGAUCGAUAUUAUGCAGUGUGCCAGCCGCUGACUUAUAAAGUUAAAAUAAACGUUCGUGUCACAGCAGUUAUGAUCCUGGUGACCUGGGGCAUCUCUGCUUUAAUAGGGAUCUGUAUAAUAAUCGCAGGAUUCAGCCAAGGAACAUGUGAGGAAAUGUGCUCCGUUGAUGUUGUGAUGGCAAAUACGAUGGGACCCGUUUUCUCCUUCUACAUGCCAGCGAUCAUAAUGCUCGCUAUUUACUUUAAGAUUUUCCUUGUUGCUCAGCAACAGGUGAAAAGCAUCCAGAACACAACAUUUCAGAGCUCAAGUUCUGGAGCAGCUGUGAGUAAGAUGGAGAAGAAGGCCACAAAAACUCUUGCUACAGUCAUGGGGGUUUUUCUUUUAUGUAUGACUCCUUACUUUCUGUGCAUCGUCUUUCAGCCGUUGGCCUAUUAUCCCCCACCCAUCCCACUGAUUGAGACUCUCAACUGGCUCACAUUGUCCAACUCAAUGCUGAAUCCACUGAUUUAUGCUUUCUUUUACAGCUGGUUCAGAUCAGCAUUCAGAAUUAUUAUUUCUGGAAAAAUAUUUAAAGGCGAUUUUGUUAAUUCCAACUUGUUUUGAAGUUUUUUUUAAUAGAUUGAAAGUGAAAAUAAAGUUUGGAAUAACUGAUAAUUACUUUGCCAUUGUGGGAAAAAAAGCACUUUCAAAACAUUAAUGCAUUUAAUGAAUGCAGUUUUGAUGCAAGCAAAUAUGUUAAUAUAUAGAGGUACAACUUACAGCAAUUUUCUAUGGACCUCUAGAGAAUAAAAGGAAUCGUUCAACUGCAAUGACACUAUAUUCAUUUAAAUACAUUAAUAUUAAAUCAUACAAAAUAUUAAAAUAAAGUGAGUAAACUAAUCUAAUGUUGGACAAAUGAUCACUAAAACAAUACACUUUCUCUUUACUCUCAAAAUUGAAGAAAAAUGAAUGUGCAGUAAAGCCUGAAAUCUUUAAGAGCGUAGACUUUUUUUUUUAUUACAAACAUUGUAGAUACCUAUAUUGAGUCAAAAAAAUUGCCAGUUGUAAUUAUGUUUUUUAUCACAUUGUGGGACAGAAUGUAUCUAAGAGGGUUGUGCAUCUAUGAAACAUGUAUAGCAAGAACACAUGUAAACUAUAGUUUGUAUUAUAUAUAUAGUUUUGGAAGUUAAACUAUGGAAUGAAUAGAAUAUGAUUAAUUGCAUUUGUCUCUGUGGAGUUUUGAAAAAGCUUGAAAACGUAAAACAUCAAGGAUCUAUCUAAUUGUUAGGAGAGGUAACAAAAAAUAAGAAAUGGGCCUCAGUUUAUUACUCUUUUUUAUUUUGGUUAGUGAUUGUGUUGGAUUAUAUUGUGUGAAAUGGAAUUUUGUAAAUAUGUGUAAUAUGUAUUUUAUUUCUGUCAGUUGCAUGUUCACAAACAUUGUUAGUGAAUUGACAUUGUGAGAAACUGAGCAGCCUUAGGAAAUAUCCUUGAGUCACUGAGUGCUUUCUCUCCCCCUUUUUCUUUCUUUUUUUUUUUAUUAAAAUCAGACCACAUCAUCAGCCCCCUUUGAUGAGGUACCAACCCAGCUCCCCUAUGAUGUAUCCACACAUUGCAACAUGCAAACUCCAUGCAGAAAGCACCAACCGUGUGGCCCUACAGUAAAAUCAAUACAGCAAAAUCAAAGUGCCAAAUAGAGCAGAGUAAAAUGCUAAGAAGGGGAACAAGUUUCCAGAAAUGUUUCAAGUGCCCUUAAAGAUCAUUUGAAACCCCCCCAAUUGAAUCAAUCUGGACAACUUCAUUUCCUGAUUGCUACAGGUUGAAAGGGCAAGAGUAAGAAAAUGCCUUUUUGCCUUGCUCUGUAAGUCCUGAAGGAAUGUUGAAGGUAAUAAAGGCCUGGGUGUUCAGGCUAUGACUGCAUUGCCUGUGUGACAAUAAAAGUGACAGCUUCAAGCCAUGUCCUGGUGUUCAAGAUAAGAUACUAUUUGUUCCAAGAAGAACCCUAGCUGUAGUUUCAACUUCUUUAAAAGGUUUUCAAUAUGGCACUUAAAAGAGAGAUUUACAUCAAUUGAGAUUCCUAGGUAUUUGUGAGUCCACAAACUCAAUCAUUUUGUGUGAAAACAGCAUACCCUUGAAUAAUGUCAAAUGCAGACUGCAGAAGUUGAAAGACCUGGGCAACAGUGUUUGCGCAACAAUAAACACAUACACCAGCUAUCCCUUUAGGAGUAAACGACGUGUGCUCAUUAGCAAUAGCAUUAAACAGGCAAUUCAUAUCGGUCAGUAACAAUUUCAGCCACACUUUAUCCAAAGUAUACUGAAAAACAUUUUUCAUCCCUCUACACAUACUUUACUUUGUGUAUGUGAUGUAUAAUUACUGACUGUCAGGAACUGCCUGGCAGAAGUGCAACUUUUCCAAAAUAGUUUUCUCUGUCCCCCAUGUCACGUCAUCAUUGCUGUUUUUGCUUUGCUUCAGCUUGCAACUUUGUUGAAAACAUGUCAGGAAUAGACAUGACAUGUUUACCUGGCACCAAAUAGGAGAGGUUGUGUAUACAAAGCACCUUAGGAAGAACUGGAGUUCAUGUGUACCAUCCGAGCAGCCAAGGGACCGAAGACUUCACACCUUUAAUGGGUGCAGUUGCCAGGUUACAUAAUAUUGCAUCAGACUGUGAACAAACUAUGAAGGGUGCAUUAAAAACGAGUUUCACGUCUGAAUGUAGCAGAAAGUAGUGUUUUUGAUGUUUCAAAAAUAAAAAUG
This is a messenger RNA of Solea senegalensis (Senegalese sole), 3202 nucleotides long. RefSeq names its product trace amine-associated receptor 1-like. The transcript has 2 exons. Gene Ontology annotation, cellular component: membrane. Gene Ontology annotation, biological process: adenylate cyclase-activating adrenergic receptor signaling pathway. NCBI's taxonomy places the organism in Eukaryota, Metazoa, Chordata, Actinopteri, Pleuronectiformes, Soleidae. The coding region runs from base 73 to 1074 and encodes 333 amino acids. The record is from RefSeq and is a predicted model, not a curated record. Gene Ontology annotation, molecular function: G protein-coupled receptor activity.